Messenger RNA from Pseudomyrmex gracilis, 1101 nucleotides. RefSeq lists its product as uncharacterized. The transcript is spliced from 2 exons. The record is from RefSeq and is a predicted model, not a curated record. NCBI's taxonomy places the organism in Eukaryota, Metazoa, Arthropoda, Insecta, Hymenoptera, Formicidae. Gene Ontology annotation, molecular function: RNA-DNA hybrid ribonuclease activity; nucleic acid binding. The annotation marks the transcript as partial.
AUGAAGUGGCUCCUAAAGAAGAAGAACGUGAACAUUUCCUUGGCAGGAACUAAACUUAACAUCGAGUGGACAGUUAGGUUUCUAGGAGUUUACGUAGAUUACUCCCUGAAAUGGAAAAAGCACAUGGCCGAGAUGAGGAAACGAGUCCUCCCUCGUAUAAAUAUUCUUAAGGUGUUGGCAGGAAUAAAGUGGGGAACACACCCUAUCGUCUUGUUAACCGCGUAUAAGGGACUGGUCAGGGUUUGCGCUAGGUCAAGCCAUCCUCUGGGACGGCUACUGAGGAGCACUGUCGAGACUUGGGAACCUAUCUGUGCUGACAACGCGUUUGGUCUUUUUACGGUGUAUCGGGAACUCCAGCACAUUGUUAAAGAUGUCGCAAAGUUCUCACUCCCGGGUAGCCUCGGCCUCCCGUACCACGUUAGGUUCUUCAAAUGUGACACUGACACCAACACUGGCUUCCUUGCGCGUCGGGCCGAAAACCCCCAGCAGUAUCUCGAAGGUUUCUUCAGGGACCAUGGCCUUACCAGGAUAUUUUUCACUGACGGGUCUCUUUCCCCGGGAUCGGAUGAAACACCACCAGCAGUUGGCUUUGCUGUGGUCUCAGACGAACCCGAUCUCGUCCAUUAUGAACGCAUAAACAGUAAUUCCACUAUAUUUGACGCGGAAGUCCGCGGCGUUAUUUGUGCGCUGGAGUACCUCAAAGACUUUGGGUUUCCUCGGGUUGUGAUCGCGUCGGACUCACUCAGCGUGAUCAUGUGCCUUGGAUCAACGGACCUUAGAGGUGUCCAUUCACCGUUAGUGUAUCAAAUAAAGGAGUUGGUCCUUGGACUUAAGGACGAUGGCGUGUCAAUCAAGCUGGUGUGGGUCCCCGGGCACUGUGGUGUCCUGGGCAACGAGAAGGCAGAUAAGUACGCAAAACUCUCCUUGGCUCUUCCAGAACCUAGCUUUGGAAGCGAGUUGGAGGUCUCCUCGCUGUUCCCUUCCCUUCGGUCCGAUACAGUAAGAUUGGCCAGAGAGAAGUUACUCAGUGAUGCGACCCACAAAGGAGUUAGGUACUUCCAACGUAAACCCGUACCCUUGAACAAACCGUGGUUUAUUAGG